Onthophagus taurus is the source of this 4274-nucleotide messenger RNA. It is a transcript of the gene l(3)76BDm, whose product is annotated as trafficking protein particle complex subunit 8 homolog l(3)76BDm. The record is from RefSeq and is a predicted model, not a curated record. Gene Ontology annotation, cellular component: TRAPPIII protein complex. Lineage: Eukaryota; Metazoa; Arthropoda; Insecta; Coleoptera; Scarabaeidae.
UGCCCGAAACAAAAUAAAGUACUAUUUGACAGGUAACAUUCAACAUUUUCGUGUAAAAUAUAUAAAUUAAACAUAAAUCGUUUAAUAUUUUUUAAAACAAAAUUCAUUCAAACAAUGCAAUAAUUACCAGUGAUGUGAAAGUACACGACGGUUUCGCCCGUACACAAAAGUAACCUACAAAACAAAUGGCUCACUGCAAACUAACCCCACAUGAGUUUAUAAAAAAUGCGUUUACGCCACAAAUCGCAGUUAUAUGUAGCCCUAAAGUUGAAGAAAUCAGCCAAAGGAAUAACUUAACGUUCAGAGAACUAUUACAACCGUUUUGUAAAUUAGGAACUGAAGCCCAUUACAAAGAUCCAACUGGAAAUGUAGUUUCAAUUAGAAAUUUUAAAAUAAAUUUACAAGACAUUAACUUUCGACCACCUCAACCGACUCUGGCAAGAAAAUUUUUAAAUUCUUCCGUUAGCGAAGCACCGGACGUGCGUUUUCAAAACAACAACGUCGGAGAAUACAUUUUGCACGUUCCCACAUCGGUCCCUUGGUUCGAACAGUGGCGAGAUACGUUUUUACAAGUGCAAUUUCCAUCUGAUCAUGAAUUUACGAAACAUUUCGUUGCUUGUAUGUUGGUUAUUUCAUCGUGCGAUGAAAAUCCUGUGAGAACUAUGAUAGAUUUAGCUCAAAAAGUAAAUGAUUUGCAAUCGUCUAAUAAACUUCCGAAAUGGUUUAGUCAUAAUAUUUUGAGAUAUUAUGUUGUAGUACAUGAAAAACAUGAUCCUAAUAAUGUAGGUGCUGUGGAAUGUUUUGAUAAUUUAAAAAUGCAAUUUGGUAUUAAUAACGUAUUUUUAUUGCGUACAAAUUCUCGAAAACCUAGCCAAUCGGAUGAUAUGUUACCAGAUCCUUGGAGUCAAUUUAUUUCUACAGUAAUUCAAAGUGGAGAAUAUGAAGUAACACCAGAAGCAUCUCCAACGAUGAGUAAAUCGUUUGUUGAUACAGAUUUAGAACAAGAACUAAUUACUGAAAAUGGAAACAGUGGUUUAACUUACCAUCCAUUAAGUCCUGAACAAGAAAAACUAAUAGCUAUUGAAGAAGUAGUCGAAAUUAAGCAAAGAAAAAAUGUGAGUCAUGGUAGUUAUCUUACCAUGGAAGAUAUUGAACAAUUAAAAUUAUUAAUACACGAAUUUUGUACUCGAGCACUUUUUCCUUUUAUUGAACGACAAGUUAGUACCUUACAUGAAUUUAUUACAAACAAAAAAGGUGUAAGUCGAUCGUUUAUAAGUGCUACAAAGAGGUGGUUUACUCCUACUAAACCUGGAAGUAGUGCAAUACCAACAACACCAACAUAUUUUCCCGACGCUCCUGAAUUACAAGUUCGAAGACUAGGGGAUUUAUGUUUCAUGUUCGGGCAUUAUACGAUGGCGUUUCAAGCGUAUCACACCGCGAAAAGGGAUUUUAACGCAGAUCAAGCUUGGUUAUUUUACGCUGGUGCUCUUGAAAUGGCCGCUUUAAGUGCUUUCAUGGCCAACGAAACUUCUAGGAAGACACUCGAUUAUAUGGAUGAAAGUAUUACAACUUAUUUAAAUAUUUGCAAAUUGCCUCAAUUCGCAACAAGAGCGACGUUAUUGAGUUCGGAAUGUUUAAAAGGAAGGCAAAUGUACGGCGAGGCUGCUCACCAACUUAUUAGAAUGACGAGUGAGGAGUCCGAUUUACGAUCGGCUUUGUUACUCGAACAAGCUGCUUAUUGUUUUUUAAUAUCUACAAAACCGUGUAUGGUGAGAAAGUACGCGUUUCAUAUGGUUUUAGCUGGUCAUAGGUUUUCCAAAGCUACGCAAAGGAAACAUUCUUUUAGAUGUUAUAAGCAAGCGUUUGAAGUAUACGAAAAUAAAGGUUGGAAUUUAGCCCAAGAUCAUAUUCAAUACACAAUAGGAAGGCAAGCAAGUAACCUGGAUUUGUUGGAGGAAGCGGUAAGAGCUUAUUCGAAACUUUUAAGCGACCAAAGCAAACAGUCCUCGCAACAACAAGCGAUAUUUCUAAAAGAAUAUUUAACAAUUCAAAGCGCUUUAAAUAUAAAAAAUAAUAACACCUCAACGCAAGUGUUACCUUUACCAAUAAUAGAUACAUCCGGUUUAAAAUUAUUAGUGGCCCCAACCCCACCUUUAAGAACGCCAGGAAAAGUUUCAGCGAUGGGAAUUUCAUUAUCGCACUCAGAAACGUCGGUAGAACUAUCGAGAUGGACGAAAUUAGAAGAGAUGUUAGUCCAGGAAGCUCAAGGAUCACUUCCAAUGAUAUUCAAACCUCUAGUUACAUUAUUCACAAAAGAAAACGCAACCAUUUCAACGCCUACAGCGAUUUUAGGCGAACCAAUUCAAGUUUCCGCUCAUUUAAAAAACCCCUUACAUAUUAAUUUAUUACUAAAAGACGUCCAUCUCCUAUGGAAUUAUCGCGGCGAAACGGAAAAUAUAAAUAACGACAACCAAAACGAAAAUUCCAAUAAAUAUUUAAAAACGCAUUACGUUAAUAACAUCGUUUUACAAUCAAAUUCCCUUCAAGAAGUUAUUUUAAUGUUAACCCCCUUAGCUGUUGGGGAGGUAAAAUUAAUCGGGAUUUGUUAUAGUUUAGUUAGCUCGUUUAGCGAUGAUGAUCAAACCGAAGUAAAAGGUAAACAAUUAUUCGAUAAUAAACCCGAUGAUAAACGUUUUGAAAUAAAAAUUGUCCCAUCUGCGUCGUGUUUGCAAGUAUAUUUUACCGAAAUUAGCUCGGAUAUGUUAAAAAACGAACUGCAACACGUUAAUAUUGAGCUGAGAAAUGUCGGCACCGUUCCGUUACAUAAAAUAUACAUGGCGACAUCCAAACCGGAAUUAUUAUCUUGUUGCGAAUUCGCUAUAAAACAAAAUUUUGAAACAAUCGAUAUUGAUUUGAAUUCACCGGCGAUUCGCGAAAGAGAAGCGCGGAAAAAUCAUGUGAUAAAUCUUCCAUUAGUUCAAUUAGAACCAGGACAAAUGAAAACGUGUAAUAUUUGGAUAAAAGCAUCGGAUAUUACUAAUACAUUAGAUUUAUUAAUUUAUUACGAAAAUAUUGACCCAGUGAGUAUACCAAGAUAUCGGUUAGUACGCCACGUUUGGAACUUUCAAAUACAUGAUUCAUUAAAGGUUGAUUUAAAACCAUAUCAAAGCCACACUGCGGAAAAUGUUGAACAAUUAUCGUUAUCAUUAAAAGCAAUGAACAUGAAUAAAAUUCACUCACCGAUUUAUUCUCAAAUAACAAUAUUAAACGCAGCUAUUUUGAGUGAAAAUUGGAUUUUAUUAAACGAAGUAGUUAACCCGGAAAUUAUUGAAUUAGGACCUCAAGAUUCAGCCCAUAUUUUAUUAAAAGCGAAAAGAAUAUUGAAAAAGAAUAUAAACAAUCAAAUUAAUUUCAUAAAAAUUCCACCCAAUUAUCCUAAAGCUGGUUAUUUAGAUUUUGCCCAAAGAAUCGAUCAGAAUCGUAUUAAUAUUUUUAACGAAUCUGUUUGCGAGACUAAUAACGAUCAAAAAGAAGGAACGGUCAUUUUACGGUGGAAAGCUAAAGUCGCGGAUACCGUGGGAAAUGAACGCUAUGUUUACGGCCAAAACCAAGUUAUUAUUAAUUUAGAAAAAAUUGAAGAAGACGAUGAAAGCGGAUAUAAAGGACCUAUUGUUUUCUCCGACGGAAAAAAUGACGAUAAUUUAGUUACAACUAAAAUUAAAGAACAAGAAGAAUUACAACGCAAAGAACAACAAAUUCGAUGCAACGUUAUUCACCCAACAAAAAUAAUUCAUAACUUUCAAAUAAAUAAAUUAUGUAUUAUUCGAGUUAAAUUAUUAUUACAUAGUACCGUCGAUGAUACAGAUUUAGAAGUAAUCAUUAAAACUUUAGAAACAUCUAAUCCUUUUCCUUCGGGCGUUAGUCAACGACCACUAUUUUCACCGUUUUCAUCAAAACACUGCCGUUGGGUGCAACUUGGCAGCACGAUUCGGAGAUUACCACCGCUGAAUUCGGAAACAAUCGACUUGUCGCUCGCCGUUUUGGGUCCGGGCACAUACGAUUUGGGCUCUCACUUGGAGAUUUGGUGCCAGAAAGUUAACCAAGCCGAAACUGCCAUCCUCCAAAGUUGCCGAAUACAAUCCUCGGUUAUAGUCACCGCUCCCGCGUGAAUUUAUAUUUUAUAUCUCUCCUUUAAUGUACAUUAAUUAGUUUGUAUUUAAUUUCAAUGUUCAUUUUUAAAUUUUUUUCUAAUACAGUGUAUCCCAAAAAGUCAA